Molecule: messenger RNA, 2934 nt
Organism: Copidosoma floridanum
Lineage: Eukaryota; Metazoa; Arthropoda; Insecta; Hymenoptera; Encyrtidae
Product: putative maleylacetoacetate isomerase 2
Biological process (GO): glutathione metabolic process; L-phenylalanine catabolic process
Cellular component (GO): cytoplasm; mitochondrion
Molecular function (GO): maleylacetoacetate isomerase activity; glutathione transferase activity
Source: RefSeq, a predicted model, not a curated record
UUAAAAAUAAAAAAAUUCACGAACGCGCAUACGUUAACAUAGUGUAGGAGAAGGUGGAGGCCUUUUGGAGCCGGGCGGUGGCGGCAGAUCGUGCGUGCACUUCUUCGGAGCAGCCUCGUCCCUCUCUCUCGUGCUGUCCGGGCGUUUACAUAGAGCGCCGUGCGGGAGCCCUGCGAAAAAUGUCCGUCAUGGGGAAGCCAGUGCUUUACUCUUAUUGGAGGAGUUCCUGCUCGUGGAGAGUGAGAAUAGCUUUGAACCUCAAGGAGAUCCCGUACGACAUAAAACCUAUAAGUUUGGUAAAGAGCGGUGGUGAACAGCACAGCAAUGAGUUUCGGGAGAUUAAUCCCAUGGAACAGGUGCCGGCACUCCAUAUUGAUAAUCAUACAUUAAUUGAAUCUCUAAAUAUAUUACUUUACUUGGAGGAAACGAGACCGCAUCGUCCAUUAAUGCCAGCAGAUCCAGUAAAAAGAGCCAGAGUCAGGGAAAUUUGUGAAGUUAUCGCAUCUGGUAUCCAACCUUUACAAAAUCUUAUUGUACUUAUUUACGUUGGAGAGGAUCGUAAGAAAGAGUGGGCGCAACACUGGAUAACUCGAGGCUUUACGGCUGUGGAAAAACUAUUGUCCUCGAGCGCCGGCAAAUACUGCGUUGGCGACGAGAUCACACUAGCCGAUUGCUGUCUGGUGCCGCAGAUAUUCAACGCGCGAAGGUUUCACGUCGACCUGAGACCGUUUCCCACGAUCUUAAGGGUCGACCGCCAUCUGGAAAAUCAUCCCGCCUUCCAGGCCGCUCACCCCAAUAAUCAGCCCGACUGCCCCCCCGAGGCGACAAAAUAGCAAGCGAGACAGACCACCUGGUUUCUCUUUUAAAUUUUAUAUUUUGAGAAAAUAACCUGGUGGUCUGUUCUUCGCUGUGAUCGUGGUUUCAUAAUUUUAAUAACAAACAAAAAAAAAAAAAAAAAAAAAAUUAAAUUAAAUUAGAAACUUGCACUUUUUUUACCAUUUCAUCGAUCAUCUAAAUUAUAUCUAGGUGCUUUCAUAAAAAGUAAAAUUUUAUGUUAUUUUUUUACUCGGGACCACGAUCACGCCUCGAAAUUAGAUUUUGACCAGCUAACCCACUACUCUGAUACAUUCCUCCAUUUUUUCUCAACUAAAAUCGCUGGUCAAGUCAUUUCGAAGUUUACUUCCAAAUAAAAAAAAUGCUUUAUUUUAGGUUAUUGUUUUUCAUAAAAAUCAACGUUUUGAAAUAAAAGAGAAUUGUGCAAAAUUUAUCGACCUAUUGGAGAUAGGUUCUGUUAUUUGAAAAUUAAAAGUUUAAUUUCUUUACACUUGCUUUAUUUUUUUUUUUUUUUGGCAAAAAAACACAACAAAAUGAAAACAUCCGAAUGCAAUGAUUAUCGUCACAGGAUAUUAACUUUAACAAUAAAUAAGUAAUAAGUCGCCUGAGAAGGCAAUCGAGUGUAAGGAUAAAAAUGUGCAGUACGAAAAUCAUGCCAUGAUAUCCAGUAAAUAAUCAAGAGUACAAAAAACUUUUUCCCAUAAUUUGUUCUAAGUAAUUUGGUUUCUCGAUACCUAAUAGUUACACAAAAACUUCGAAUAAACAAUGCAAAAUAUUUUUAUGAUCAAUUCAAAGUGUAUAUGUUUUAAUUAAAGUACGAGCCUUUCAUGAAGUGAACGCGCAACUUGCGCAUUUAAAAAUAUUUUUUUCAUGACGAUUAUUUUAAAAAAUUUUUGUAAUUAUUGAUAAUAUACAAUAAUAAAUCAGCAAUAUAAAACUACUGUAUAGUCGUACUGUCAGCUUUGAUAGUAUAAAGUUCAGAUAUCGUAUGAAGUCGUCGUCUUCAUCAUAAAAAUUAAAGUCAAUGUAAACACUAAUGUUAUUAUUUUAAGCCAAGAAUCUGCAAGAUUUCUCAAAUCUUGUGUAAUUAAGCCGACAACGUUGUGCGUUACGCAGUAGUCUUGUGCGAUAGUUGUUAAGCUAAUUACGAAUGCACAUUUUCCUAUACUAUUAAUAAGUUUACGUGCUGCUUGUGAACGCAGUGUUUCGAUCACAGCAGCUUAUUAUUUUUGCAAGAGUAAUUAUUCCAAGUGUAAUUGAAGGAUGAUAAAUUUUUCGUACUGAUAUUUUGUAAUAUUAGAGUAAGGUGAAGAAUCUGCCAUAACGAUUUCGAGUACUUCCACGGGAUUGCAAGGCUCAACUUGACGUAUUUUAAAAAAAAAAACAAAAAAAUAUGAAGAAAAUAAGCUCGCGUAGAAAAACAUUAUUUUUUGCAGCUUUUUUGUACGAGUAAAAAAUGUAUAAGAGACGCAUCGGUGCGUCUUGUAACUCUUAGAAGUCAACUAUGGACUCUGACGAUGAAAAAAAAGACAAUUGUUGAGCGACGAUAUGUAUAAAACACAAGAAAACAAAGCCACGUUUUUAGAUAAUCGAAGCGAUGCCCAGAGCAUAAGUAGAUUUUAUAUUUAGAAAUUAAACUGUACGAUAAAUAUGUAAGGGUGCGUGAGAUAAUACUUUUGAAGAAGACGAAAAAAGUAAGCCUGUACGAUAAAAAAAAAAAAAAAAAAAAAACUGUAUGUAUAAUUGUAUAUUGUUCAGCUACACAUACUCUCUGAUGUUGAAUCAGUCAAAUUUUACUGCGAAUCAGUAAAAUGUCGUUUACUUAUCCCAAUAAGUAAACGACUUUUCACUUAUAAUUAGUCAAUAUUGACUAAUUUGACUGAUCUAACUUUAGAGAGUACUUAUAAAAACUCAAGUACAGUACUUUUAAGCGUAAACAGGCGUAAAUUAUAUAUAUAUUUUUUUUGUUAGUGAAAGUGAUUGUGUAUAUUUAAUGCUUACAGGAAAUAAAUUUUGUGUCAUACUACAGUGCCAAUUCAUUAAAAUUGUCUUUUUAAUUAUAACAUUCUAUUUUCAUUGAUAUUUAUACAUAUUACUCUC